Messenger RNA from Morone saxatilis (striped sea-bass), 4306 nucleotides. It is a transcript of the gene c1galt1lb, whose product is annotated as core 1 synthase, glycoprotein-N-acetylgalactosamine 3-beta-galactosyltransferase, 1b. NCBI's taxonomy places the organism in Eukaryota, Metazoa, Chordata, Actinopteri, Moronidae. The transcript is spliced from 4 exons. The record is from RefSeq and is a predicted model, not a curated record. Gene Ontology annotation, cellular component: membrane. The coding region runs from base 634 to 1830 and encodes 398 amino acids. Gene Ontology annotation, molecular function: N-acetylgalactosaminide beta-1,3-galactosyltransferase activity.
UGACCGGAAGUACCCGUUUUUUUCCUGGACGGAAAGCAGCAGUCAGAUAAGUUAAGUUAACGUUAUAGUAGUUUGUGCAGCGUUGUGGAACAGUUUUAUAUGUGUGUUUCGGUCUGUUUGUUAUUUUCAUCAAACCGCUCAGUCAACUCGGCUCUAACGUUAGCUCACUGUAACGUUUCCGUUAUUUAACGUUGUAACGUGACGUUGGACAGGAAGGCUCGUUAACUUACCGUUAGCACUGAAGUUAACGUCAAAUAACGGAACAGCCAGUUAGCUGACGCCAGUUGUCCCAGCGCCGAGGCCCGGAUCCAGCGACUGAAGACGGUCUUUAUAAUUAGUUAAUGUUAAUGUUAGUCUCUCCUGGAGGUCUUUGAGUUGGCGCGUUGCUGUGCGCCCCUCGAUACUGUGUCAGGAUCACUGUUAGCAACAUUUGAGUGCGGCUAGCUGAGCUCAGUUGUUGCUCAGAGAGAGAGAAAACGAGACGUCGUGUUCAAAACUGGCAACGCUUUCGCUUUUAAAGUUGAUUUUUCCGUUGUGAUGAAGUAGCUGCGGGGCGGUGCAGCUGCUAUGGUGUCUGCGAUACUGCUGCACCUGCCAAGUUGAACGACUGACAGUGAGACCCCCUGGUCCAACAUGAAGGCCCUCGGAUCCAGAUUCUCCUUCUAUGCCGGUUUCGUGGUGGGGACCUUCACACUGUACGUGUUUCUGCGGCAGGUUUGGUUUGAGAGGACUUUGUCAGCACAGCAGGCCACCAGCCUGGACAAACUUCAUGACUACCAGCAGCAGCUUGAGGAAGAAGUGUGGAAGAAGGAGAGGUCUGCUCUCUUCAACCUGAAGCACCCUCAUCUCACAGGUGAGGAUAGCCGCAUGGCUGAUGAACUCUACAAAAAAGUGCGCAUUCUUUGCUGGGUGAUGACUGGACCCAACAACCUGGAGAAGAAGGCUCGGCACGUGAAGUCCACUUGGAGUCGCCACUGCAAUAUUGUGGUCUUCAUGAGCUCUGUGGAGGACCCCGACUUCCCCACAGUGGGCUUGGGCACAAAGGAGGGUCGGGACCAGCUGUACUGGAAAACGAUCCGGGCCUUCCAUUAUGCCUAUGAGCAUCAUGUCCAUGAGGCCGAUUGGUUCCUCAAGGCAGAUGACGACACCUAUGUAAUCGUAGACAACCUGCGCUGGGUUCUUGCGAACCACACGCCGGACGAGCCGAUUUACUUUGGCCGAAGAUUCAAACCCUACACCAAGCAGGGCUACAUGAGUGGUGGUGCCGGCUACGUGCUGAGCAGAGAGGCUCUGCGGCGGUUUGUAGAAGGAUUUAAAAACAAACUGUGCACGCACACUACCUCUGUAGAAGACCUUGCAAUGGGGCAGUGCAUGGAGAAGGUCGGGGUGCUGGCCGGUGACUCCAGAGACACUGUGCAGAGGGAAACAUUUCACCCAUUUGUGCCCGAGCAGCACCUCACUGCCAAGUUUCCCAAAAGCUUCUGGUAUUGGAGCUACUGCUACUACCCCAUCUCAGAGGGACCAAACUGCUGCUCGGAUGUGUCCGUGUCUUUCCACUAUGUAGGUGCUUCACAUAUGUAUUUAUUGGAGUACUACACCUAUCACCUACGUGCCUUUGGAUACAGAUACCGUUACCAGCCCCCCACUCCACUAGGCUCCGUUAUUAAACAGAUGAGUUCCGGAGACACUGCAGAAGGAAAAAAAGAGCUGGUUUCUCAGGAGAAAGGCCAAGGAGAGGGGGAUGAAUCAUCCAGGAAGGACAAGAGACAGGAUGGAGAUCCCCCUCCUGCAGCUGGUGAAGACCCUCCUGUUGCUCCAGCAGGCAAAUAACUGUAGGACUGUGUGAGUGUGACAGGAACUGAUCAUUAUCUAGGUCCAAGGUGUGAUUUGAGUGCUUGCUUUUUCAUUCUGUUAGUUUUGGCUCUUAUUUCUACAAGAGUAGACAAACAGCCCACUUUGAUUUGAAUUGUUCCCACAUACAAGUGUAUUGCCUGGGGCUUGUCCAACUGAAGGACUUUUACAAACACUGACUGUAAGACUGAUGGGUGAAUUAUGACUAACCUUUGUUUUUCUUUUUGUUUUUAACAACUGUGUGUCUUCUUUAGAAGUUGGGAACAGCUUUCUGUAAGCUGCAUUCAUUUGAACUAUGCUUUGAACUAAAGCACCUUUUUAAUCCAUUUCAACCUAGAAUGGGAACCAGGUAUUAUCCAGAGUUAAAUUGGAGUUUGCGACGUUAUAUUCUUUUUCUUGACUAUUGCAAGCCCACCAAAAGUUGAUCUACCGCUCUCUACAUAAGCCAGUAGUGGUUGAUCUGUUGGACCUGUUGGACUUGUUUGACUUCAUUUCACACAUGGAUAGACGUAGAUAACUGAAGGCCAGUGAAACCCAAUAAUGCUUCCUGGGCUUAGAGAGCUUUUAGCUGAAAAAGAAGCACUAAUAAUAAUAAUAUUAUCAUUAGGUUUGCUGCCUCCCAAACUUGAUUCAGGCUGCAUUUAAAAUCAUUUUCUCAAUACAGACAAAUGUAAUGUAACCUCCACGUUCUGUGUAGGAAUUAACUCAUUUUUAUUUAGCUUUAGGGAUCGAAGGGUUAAAGUAACUCAGUGAAACCUCUCAGUUGGCUUGGAUGUAGUGCUGUCAGUCAGUCUUGACGAGGAAUAGUAGCAUACAGUCAGAGGUUCCGCUGGUCCCCAGUUGAAAAACUGUUCAACGUGUGUGGCUUAUGCUGGCGGUAAUACUUCAAUAUAAUGAACAGAGUGCACAGAGAAGAGUCUGCUAGGGAAGAGGAACUCUUUCUCCCUGCAGCAUUUGAGGAACUUCGCCAUGCAGAUUCAGACAUUAUAGCAAAUCCGUAACUAAAACACUGGGAGGGGGUAUAAUGAAAGCUCUGCAUCUCUGUUGUGGAGGAUAAAGGAUUUCAGCAUACGAUUAGUAUUGUGGCCAUUUUUAUAUAAAAGUAACAAAGCAUAAUGUUUUGCACAAAUAAGAAAACCUUUUAAUUAAGAUUUGACAAUGACAAAGUGUCUACGUUCUUUAAAUUACUGGCCAGAAUAUUCAGCAAAGUAAAUGUGAUCCUGUUUUCAGCCAGGAUCUUGCAGCCUUAACCAAGUGUUAGUGGAGUGGAAAAAGCAAAUAGACCAAUAUCCUUGUCAGAAAAACCAAACCAGACGUACAAUUACAUUCGGGAUGUAGCUUUUCGACCAUGAAGCUUGGAUCCGUCUGAUGGAUCCUCCCUCUACACACACCUGUAGCUGAGUUUGACAAAUGUCUUUGUUUGUUUUGGCACAUGCCUAUCUGCACCUGUAUUUCCUGAAGCUGACACUGGAAACACACAGUUCCUAUCAUUGUUCCCCAGUGAACUCAUUAGCUUGUGCCUUGUAAAUUGAGAUUGUAUGAGCCAUCAGCUGCACACAUGACUUUCCACUGUGACGUUACCAUGUUGAGAGUAAUGCUUUCAGAUGUAGUCUAAUUUUAUUGAAUCCCUCCAAUGUAUUUAGUAUGGCCUUUGAGUAAGCCAGUGGAUGACUUGUUCAUGACUAGAAUUUCAUUUUCUACAGUGUUGUUUAAUUUUUAAAUGCUUGGUGGGCCAGUCUUUCUUUUGUAAUUAGUAAAUUGUGGGUAUUUAAAAGUAUUCAUAACUGUUCUGUUAUUACUUUGUAACCGACAAAGAAUUAAUUUUGUUGGCGUUACAGUUGUUACCAAAUACAAAAAAGUGGCUUCAGGAAUGAGGCAGGAUUCACUGACGAUUCACAAUUGCAUGCACUUUUUAGUCUUAGAAGUGCUGUUUUUCUUUUGAACCACUUAAUUGUUUUAUUCAAAUGUAUGAGGUAACUCAUGCCUAUCAAAAAUGUUUGUAAGUGAGCACAGAGAGCAUGCUCCAUUUGUUUUGUCUUCUAUUAAAAAUGGAAAAGUCCAGUUUAAACCAAAUCUGCAUGUUUUACAUAACGGUUUCUUUUGUAAUUAAUGAUGUGAAAUCUUCGCAUUAGUGAAUUACCAGUCUUUCACGCAGAUUCUUACUGUCAGUGGAUCGAAGUCUUGAGGGCCCAAACACUUUGUUGAUAACCAGUGACCACACAUCAAGUCCUUGACAAUCUCCUCCCAACUUUAACAUUUUAUCAAAGGGAAAGGUGUACAGUACUGUAUUUAUAUUUGAAAUGUAUUUAUGUUGGUAUUGAUGUUUAAAUUGAGUCGAUACGCUUUGGUGUGUAAAUGAGUUUGUGAGAGUGUGUGAGCACACUUGAUCAGUGUGCAGGAUCGUUUUCAAUGAAUGGUACUUUAAUCACUAUAAAUAAAUGCAUAUUUUAUUGUA